AUGAAGAUAAUUACUUGUAUCAACAGCUGCUCAUUGUUCAUUUACAUCCUCUUCAUCCUUUCUGGGGAGGCCAAAGAAAUCACAAUCAACUUGAACAACAACUGCAAGUUUCACAUAUGGCCAGCCAUUGCCUCAAACACAGGCGAAGUCAUAGCCAGGGGCGGUUUCCAUCUUCGUUCAGGCAAAACCAAAUCCAUUCAACUCCCCGGAACCUGGAGCGGCCGCAUCUGGGCUAGAACCGGCUGUGACUUCAGUACCGACUCUUAUCCCGCAUGUGAAACAGGGGACUGUGACGGCCAGCUGGAAUGCAACGGCAAGAUUGGCACUCCACCCGUGACACUAGUCGAACUCAACCUUCAAUCCAAUAAGGAUAAACCUAGCUUCUACGAUGUCAGCCUAGUGGACGGUUACAAUUUGGCGGUUUCUGUUUCGACAAAGCCUGUGAAAUCGAGAUCUUGUGUGAUUGGAGGGUGCGUGAAGGAAUUGAAGAACAAGUGCCCUGAUGAACUGCAAUUGGUAAAUAAGAAGAAGGAAGUGGUGGCUUGUCGGAGUGCCUGUCUUGCGUUUAAGGAAGAUAAGUAUUGUUGUGUUAAUGAGUAUGGGAGCCCUGAUAAAUGUCAGCCGACUAAGUAUUCUAAGACGUUUAAGGAGGCUUGUCCUUCUUAUUUUAGCUAUGCCUUUGAUAGCCCUUCUCCGUUGGUGAAUUGUCAUUCUGAUGAGUACGAGGUUACUUUUUGUCCAUCCAAAAGGGACAGUAUUGAUCAUGAUCAACUUCAAUACAACUAUGUCCAAGAGGACAUGGGUAUGGUUGAAUGA
Impatiens glandulifera is the source of this 816-nucleotide messenger RNA. Its product is annotated as thaumatin-like protein. Gene Ontology annotation, cellular component: extracellular region. Lineage: Eukaryota; Viridiplantae; Streptophyta; Magnoliopsida; Ericales; Balsaminaceae. The transcript has 2 exons. The coding region runs from base 1 to 816 and encodes 271 amino acids. The record is from RefSeq and is a predicted model, not a curated record. Gene Ontology annotation, biological process: defense response.